GAUUAGGCACUGAUUGCAGUGGCAGAACAGUCAAAAUGGGUGGAAGUUCAUCGAGCCCGGUCCAGACUGGACAGGUGGAGAGGUCAGACGGUGGAUGUUUCUCCUGGUGGCCAUGUGGUAGUCCGUCCAUAAGAAAUGAGGAGGAUGUGGAAAAGUGUGAAAAGACACCACUGAGGUCGUCCAGUCGCCAAAAAGAGAAGCAAGAGAAGCAUGAGUUUAAUGAAAGCUUUGCUCUGGAAGUGCCACAACAAGCAUACAGCAUAGAGAGCGUGGAAGAGCUGAGACACGAGAAUCAACAGCUCAGCUCCGCCCUCGAACAGAAGGACAAAGAACUCUGGAAGACCAGAAAGAGGUUGAAUGAUCUGAGUCAUGAGAACAAACAGCUGAGAUUGGUCCUGGAUCAGAGAGAGGAAGAGCAUCGACAGAGCUCCGCUCUGCAGCAACAAGCACCAAGCCCAGAGAGGCCAGAAGAGCUGAGCCUAAAGAAUCAGCAGCUCAGCCUCAAACUAGAACAAAAGCACAAAGAGCUCAGAGAGAUUCUUCAGAGGAUGGACCACAUGGAGGAAACCCACAGAUCUGUCCUGGAGCACAAAGAGGCGGAGCACAGAGAGAAGAUUCAUGUCCUGGAAAAAGACCAAGAGGAACGACUGAGAUUUGCUGAGCUGAAGGAGAAAGAUCUCACUGAAAGACUGAAUCAACUGAACCUGGAGAAGCAGCAGCUGAGGAAAUGUGAGAGGUCCAGCUGCCAGCGCUGUGAGCACCAAGCCCAGGAACACAGGCAGCAAAUGUGUGAGAUGGAGAAGUUUUACAAAGACAAGCUGACUGUGGCCAGGUCUGCUCUGAAGGAGAAGGACGAGCAGUUCAGCUCCUUCAAAGACAGAGUGGCAGAGAACAUGGUGCUCUCCUUAAAAACAGACAACACAGAGAACAUGAACAGUCCAGUGAAUCAGAGCCGCCUCACAGAGAUGUACCAGCAGCUCCGAGUCUGCACGUGGCCACAUAUACAGUUCCCACGUUCAGACCGCGAGGCCAGGACACUGGUCCAGGAGAUGUUUGCAGCAGCAGCUGAGCACAUGAAGAGACCCUUAGAGACAGUAGAGAAAGUGUGUGGAGUAAAGGCCUCUUCUCCAAAGGUGGAGAAGUUCAGACAGACGGCUCUGGAGAAUCUACAGCUGGCUCUGUACCACAGCAGCAAACAGGACGUCUUUCAGGUGGUGUUUCCACACUUUGAUGGAGGAGCUGCAGAGGUGGAGCUGGCCUCUGAGUGUUACUGGUUGGGCUGUCUGAUGGCACUGCACAUUCCUCCUCUUCAUCCUCACUGGGACAGGGCUGAUGAAGAGCGCAGGACCGUCUUUCCCAGGGACAUUAGGUCACAGGCUUUAAAUCUAAAAGAAAAAAAAAAAUUAUUUGAACCUGGAACCAAAGAAUAA
Periophthalmus magnuspinnatus is the source of this 1430-nucleotide messenger RNA. RefSeq names its product trichohyalin-like. The record is from RefSeq and is a predicted model, not a curated record. The coding region runs from base 36 to 1430 and encodes 464 amino acids. Lineage: Eukaryota; Metazoa; Chordata; Actinopteri; Gobiiformes; Gobiidae. The transcript has 23 exons.